Molecule: messenger RNA, 1350 nt
Organism: Anneissia japonica
Lineage: Eukaryota; Metazoa; Echinodermata; Crinoidea; Comatulida; Comatulidae
Exons: 2
Coding region: 295-945 (216 amino acids)
Source: RefSeq, a predicted model, not a curated record
UUGUCAUUUCCCUAAAACAAACCGUAUUAAUGCGUAGCUAAUGAAUAACUUUUGAAGUGUUGGCAUAAACUUAUGACGAUAUUGUGACGGUAUAGUACUGUAUAUACCAACGUUAUCUAGACUGAGAUAUUAUUAUACAGUACAAGCUUUGCAGAAUCGUGCACUAAUUUCUACUUGAUACUACCGUCAAUAAACAAUAUAUUUUUCUUAUAUUGAAAUAUUGAAAUUCAAUCAAGCAAAUAAGUAACCGAGUCGGUCAUUUUUAAGCAAAGUGUCUUCGGUAUCCUAAUAAUCAUGUAUUCACCGAUGUAUGGCGCUACUGACUUCGUAGAAGAAGACAUUAUCGUAGACCAGCCGUUUGGUGGCGGUGUAAGAGAAGAAAUGAUACCGGUAACCGUAGACCAGUCGUUUGGUGGCAGUGUAAGAGAGGAAAUUAUACCGGUAAACGUAAACCAGCCGUUUGGCGGGGGUCCGUUUGCUGGUGGUGUAAGAGAAGAAAUGAUACCAGUCAACGUAAACCAGCCGUUUGUUGGUGGUGUAAGAGAAGAAAUGAUACCGGUUAAUGUAAACCAGCCGUUUGGCGGCGGUCCGUUUGUUGGUGGCAUAAGCGAAGAAAUGAUACCGGUAAACGAUAACCAGCCAUUUGUUGGUGGUGUAAGAGAAGAAAUGAUACCGGCAAACUUAAACCAGCCGUUUGCCGGCGGCCCGUUUGGUGGCGGUGUAAGGGAAGAAAUGAUGCCUUUAAAUGUUAACCAGCCGUUUGGUGGCGGUAUCAGAGAAGAAAUAAUACCGGUAAAUGCAAACCAGUCGUUUGGCGGCGGUCGUACUAUAGUCGUUGAGGAAAACGACCGCCACCACAACAGUGAUUUUGAUUUAUGCCCGUGCGGCGUAUGCCUAGGAACUUUAUGCGGAAUAUUAACCUGUUGUAUUUUGUGUGAAAAAUGAUAAUAACCCAGGAAAGAAACUAUGUAAGAACGUAGUAAUCAUUGCAGUAGGCCGAGGGAUGAGAAGAAAAAUAAGCCGUUUAAAAACAGUAUUUUACAUUUUGAGAUUAUCACAUUUUCUAAGUUUGCAUUUAUCUUUAUUUUUAUAAAUAAUUUAUUUAUGUUAUUUUUUUUUAUUACGUAGGGUAUUCUAACAUGGUCAUAUAUAAUAGUAUAUAGUCCAAUUCAAAGAUUUAUUUACGUCGGUGCUAAUUCGAAGCAAUUUUUCAUUGUCAUAGAUAACCAGUAUGUGCCAUAACCAGAUUAACCAUUUCGAUGUGUCUGCGUCAGGAAAAUAUCAUAGGAGUGAUGUUUUGCCUUUCCUGACUUGUUAUCGUACUGAAUACUCAGUACGUUUCCAAAUACG